Molecule: messenger RNA, 1747 nt
Organism: Centruroides sculpturatus (bark scorpion)
Lineage: Eukaryota; Metazoa; Arthropoda; Arachnida; Scorpiones; Buthidae
Product: pancreatic lipase-related protein 2-like
Exons: 10
Coding region: 56-1597 (513 amino acids)
Biological process (GO): lipid metabolic process
Molecular function (GO): protein binding; triacylglycerol lipase activity
Source: RefSeq, a predicted model, not a curated record
UAGCUUGAUACUUCGUCAUUGUUGUUUGCAUUCCGAAAAUUCAUGUAGCCUAAAAAUGAUCAUCAAGUCGAUUUACUUAUUGGUGUUUUCUACACUCUUCACAUGCUUUGCAGAAAAACAGAUUGAUUCUGCUCGCUUCUAUCAUCCAAAUCUUGGUAAAAAAAUAUGUAUGGAAGACUUGGGGUGCUUCGAAAUUACUAAAGAAUUUUUCGAUCCUGUACGACGUCCUAUAAAUGUUUUACCACUGGACAGAAAAAUUAUUGAUGCUGUUUUUAAACUUUAUCAGAGAGAUGCACCAUCCGAACCGACGAUAAUCAACACAUACAAACCGAAAUCUAUAGAAGAUAGUCCUAUAGAUCCAACAAAAAGGAUAAUAAUUAUCGUACAUGGUUGGAUUGAUCAAGACUUUGGACCAUGGCAAGAGAGAUUGAAAGACAGGAUUUUAUUAAACGAAGAUUGUAAUGUUAUUGUAGUUGAUUGGACUAAAGGCAAUAAGCCGCCUUACACGCAAGCAACUGCAAAUACGAGAGUAGUUGGAGCAGAAAUAGCGCUUUUAGUUAAUCUACUUGAGGAAAAAAGAAAUAUCGAUCCUAGAAAUGUACACAUUAUAGGCCAUAGUUUGGGAGCCCAAAUAGCUGGAUACGCCGGAGAAAGAAUUAAACAUCUUGGUCGUAUUACAGGUCUGGAUCCAGCCGAACCCUAUUUCCAAUAUAUGCCUGCCAUGGUACGUUUAGAUGAAACUGAUGCCGAAUUUGUUGAUGUAAUACAUACAGACUCUAAUUCAAUAAUAUUAUUAGGUUUUGGCAUGGAACAACCAUGCGGUCACGUGGACUUUUAUCCUAAUAAUGGUAGGAAUCAACCCGGUUGUGAAAAACGCGGAAGACUUAUAAAACUCAUCACAGAAGGCAUUAUAGAAGGAGGAGGACGUUUCAUAGGCUGUAAUCAUCAUAGAGCCGUUGAAUUUUAUGCAUCUACUGUGACUCAAAAAAAAUGUCUUCCAGUAGGUUAUAAAUGUUCUAGUUGGGAUAACUUUCUUGAAGGUAAAUGUACUGAUUGUGGACCGGAUGGAAGUAUGUGUGCAGCUAUGGGUGAAAAGGCAUACUUAUCAAAAGGAUUAGGUCAAAAGAAUUUGAAAUUGUAUUUGAAGAUGGGGAAGGACAGGCCAUAUUGCUUGUAUCACUACAAAAUAAUUGUAAAACUGCACAAAGUUAAAAAUUCACAGAAAAUGAGAGGAAAACUGGAAGCAGUCAUAUAUGGAGAGGAAACCGAUGCAUCACAAACUUUAACACCGCAUGAUGUUGAUUUGGUCCCUGGAAGCCGUCACGUAUAUAUGUUUACGACAGACAAAGAUCUUGGAAAUUUUAAAUCUGUUUCAAUAAGUUGGAAACCUCAUCUUGGCGACUUUAUCAAUCCUUUUAAUUGGCUUAAGACUAAGAAAAUUAAUAUCAAAUAUGUUCAAUUAGUUCCUAUGAACGUUAUCCAGAAAGAGGAAAAACUUGCUCAAACGAAGACAUUUUGUCAAUCAGAUCCUGACAAAGCAAUUAAACCUGGACAGCCUGCGGUUCAUAUUUUAAGUAAUAAAUGUGAAUUAGAUUAAUAAAUAAAUAAAUAAAAUUUUAUAUGUAUUAUUUGUUACUAAAAGGAAUGCAUUUCAUUAAUCUUUCCAUCGUGAAUAAAGUUAUUUUCUGUAGGUCCUUAAUCUAUGGCUACGAGCAAUAUCAAUAUUUUUAAAAGCUAAAAAUCACUC